AUGGAGUUUGUGGUAUCUGUUAUGCGAUCUAUAUGGCUUAGAAGGAAUGGGUGGAUUUUUGAAAGGAAGUUUACUAGCCCUGAGAGUGUAUUGCAGCAAGCAAGAGCAAAUCUUAAUGAGUUCCAACAAGCACAACAGAAUGGGAUAGAGAGAAUUAAACCUACUGCAGUGGAGAGAAGGAUGGUUAGAUGGGAAGCUCCAAAAGAAGGCUUUGUAAAGGUAAAUUGGGAUGCUGCUUUCAAGGCAAACCAGAGAAAGAUGGGAGCUGGAGUGGUGGUUAGAGACGAGGAAGGGAAUGUACAAGUUUCUCUAUGCCUGCCAAAAGAUUGUAUCCAAUCUACUGUGAUUGCUGAAGCUACUGCUUUAUGGAGGGCCCUUUGCUUAUGUGCAAAGCUUAAUAUACAGAAGGUAGUACUCGAAGGUGAUUCAUUGGAGGUGAUUAAAGCUGUGAAUGAUAGAGAAGAGUGCUUGGAAUGGCAUGGACAGAUUAUAGAAGAUAUUAAAGGAAUUAUUUGUACACAUCCAAAUUAG
This is a messenger RNA of Juglans regia (Persian walnut), 531 nucleotides long. RefSeq lists its product as uncharacterized. The coding region runs from base 1 to 531 and encodes 176 amino acids. Gene Ontology annotation, molecular function: RNA-DNA hybrid ribonuclease activity; nucleic acid binding. NCBI's taxonomy places the organism in Eukaryota, Viridiplantae, Streptophyta, Magnoliopsida, Fagales, Juglandaceae. The transcript has a single exon. The record is from RefSeq and is a predicted model, not a curated record.